Messenger RNA from Hypoxylon trugodes, 1061 nucleotides. Its product is annotated as putative cytosine deaminase. NCBI's taxonomy places the organism in Eukaryota, Fungi, Ascomycota, Sordariomycetes, Xylariales, Hypoxylaceae. The record is from RefSeq and is a predicted model, not a curated record. Gene Ontology annotation, molecular function: diaminohydroxyphosphoribosylaminopyrimidine deaminase activity. The coding region runs from base 333 to 827 and encodes 164 amino acids. The transcript is spliced from 6 exons. Gene Ontology annotation, cellular component: nucleus; cytoplasm.
GUGUCAGACAAAUGAAUGAACUCCGACAUAAUUGACAAAAAUGUUUUCAGAUGGAUUUUUAGUGAUAAUUCGUGCGUGAUGUAAAUAUGCUAUGUUAAAGAGGUAGUAAGAAAUCAUCAUAUUCAGUCUUAGAACUAGAGUCUAGUCCCACGAUAACAGCCACUCGGCGGGGACUUCCGCUUAUCUCCAACACUACCUAGGUACAUAUUCCAGCUUCACAUUUUCAUUUCUCCAAGAUAAGGACAAUUAGAUGUUCAUAAAACCCCAUCCUCAAUUUCUAAGGGGUAUUACUAGGUAUAAAUCACUAUUCACCUGGACGGGCUACGGUCAGGAUGAACGAUUCAAAGGGUCUGAGUCUGGCACUUGAAGAGGCUAAGAUUGGAUACCAAGAAGGAGGUGUCCCGAUAGGCGCAGCGUUAAUCGCGGCGGACGGCAAAGUGCUCGGUCGAGGUCAUAAUAUGAGGGUUCAAAAUGGGAAUCCGAUUCUGCACGGUGAGACUUCCUGCCUCCAAAAUGCAGGACGGCUGCCGUCUUCGGCAUACCGUGGAAGUACUAUGUACACGACUCUAUCCCCAUGUGAUAUGUGUACCGGAGCCUGCCUUCUGUACGGCAUCUCCCGCAUCGUAAUCGGUGAGAAUAAGACAUUUCUAGGUGGCGAGGCGUAUCUUAAGAGUCGCGGCGUUGAAGUCGUUGUGCUUGACUCGACCGAGUGUCUGGAGUUAAUGGAGAAAUUUAUAGCGGAGAAACCGCAUAUCUGGAACGAGGAUAUAGGUGUAGAAGAACGGGUUUAUUCCCGGGAGGGCUUUAUGGCGCCGCCACAGGCGUAGGAAAUGAGUGACACGCACGUCAGUGGCGUGACUUGGGCUUACUCUCAGUAAUGGAAGCGAAUUACUCAAGUGUCAUAUGUUUUACUAUCUCAGAUUUCUCGGCGUGAGGUCCGCAGGUGUUAUGUAGAAGCCUCCAGUGGUAACUUUAUUCUAUUACACCCCCAAGGGCCAUGGUAUUAUAAUCGGUUAGACCAAUUUCUUAGUAUCUCUGCUUAGGUAUUUGCAUGGCUUGUU